Oryzias melastigma (Indian medaka) is the source of this 8030-nucleotide messenger RNA. RefSeq names its product Nance-Horan syndrome b (congenital cataracts and dental anomalies) (gene nhsb). Gene Ontology annotation, biological process: cell differentiation; lens development in camera-type eye. Lineage: Eukaryota; Metazoa; Chordata; Actinopteri; Beloniformes; Adrianichthyidae. The coding region runs from base 412 to 5583 and encodes 1723 amino acids. The record is from RefSeq and is a predicted model, not a curated record. The transcript has 13 exons.
AGGAGGAACCACAGUGAUCCUUGGGCGCGCUCGGACUGUCGGCGCGUCGUUUCCCUUUGCGUGCGCGCAGCUUGACUCCACUCGGAGGCAGCCCAUGAUCGCAGACUCAACACGCAUCCUCACGCCGCUGACCUGAGCUGGCUGCGUGCUGCAUGUGUGUGCAUGCGUGCGUGCGUGCGUGCCUCAGAGAGGAAUGUGAGCGGUCCCCAGAACGCAGCAGCAGGAUGGAGGGUCUCAAGGAGAACCUGGGAACUUUGGAUUGACGCCCGGGAAUAACGCACGGUCGGCCCCGAGCCUCAUCGGGCUUCUCGUGGAUUUAUAGAUUUGGAUGUUGUCUGUUUUCACCUUUUCCUUCUAGGCAUCGGGGAUUAUUACUCUUGGCUUACAAUCGGCAUCAUUUUGGCGAACAAAAUGCCAUUCGCCAAAAGGAUUGUGGAGCCGCAGCUUCUGUGCAGACACCAGAUCCCCAACGAUGAAGGUCUGCUUUUCGAGGACCUGUGUGCCAUCAGCAACGUGGUUCUUUCUCGGACCCUGCGACAGCUGUCCGACCUGGCUCGGCAUGCCUGCUCCCUAUUUCAGGAGCUGGAGAACGACAUCAUGUGCACCAACCAGCGAGUCUGGGUUCUCCAGAAAAAAAUAGGCCAGAUCCAGCAGACUGCCAGUGCCCUGGACCCCAAAAAGGAGGCAGUGCCUGUGUCAAACCUGGAAAUCGAGAGCAAGCUUUCAGCUCACUAUCAGGCUCCUCUCCACCAGCAACACAACAUGUUUCAUCCCUCUACCAGGCCGAUGUGUCUUGAGGAGCUACACAAAAAUGCUCAGCUCAGACUCAGAGCGCUGCAUCAAGAUGAACAGCUUCAUCAGCGAUCCUCAAGCCGGGAGAGAAACAGGAUGACUAUCUCUCUCUCCGUGGCACCCCCCAUGCCGUCGUUUCCCUCGCCUCACUCCAUCCGCAGACAACAGAGGAGUCGCUUGGCAAGAGCGCAAGAGAGAGCAGAGAGGGAGCGGGAGUUGGACUAUCAACCUGGGAAGGAGACAACUGUGAGAGAAACAGAGAUUCAGACCAUCCAGAGAAAAGAGAGACCAGAAAGAGUGGCAGAAAUCCAAAGAAAGCUUGAGUGCUUUUACUCACUUGACACUAUUGAAGGUUGCAUCUUCAUUCCAUGGAGUAGAAAGGCUACCUCAGCGGGAGAAGAGGAGUGCGACGAGGUUCUGGAGAGCCACAGAGCAAAGGCCCCAGCCCCCAGUGACUCCAAUCACCAGGAGAAACAGAGCAGCUGGUCAAAGGAAAACAUCCCACCAUCGGAUAAGAAGACACCUGUGGACUCGAAUGCUGUCUCUUCAUGUAUCAUCCCCAUCAAUGUCACAGGAGUUGGCUUCGAUAGAGAGGCCAGUGCCCGCUGCAGUCUGGUCCACUCUCAGUCAGUUCUUCAGAGGAGACGAAAGCUUAGGAGGAGGAAGACGAUCACUGGAAUACCUAAACGAGUACAACAGGACAUGGACUCAGAUGAAUCCCCUGUUGCAAAGGAGCGCACAGUGAUUAUCCACGCCAACCCGCAUCAACUCUCCCUCUGUCAGGAAGACAUCUCAAUAGGUGGCCGUCUUCAUCACACUCGUGACUCUGGGUGCCAGACAGAUGAUUUUCUCAUAGCAUGGACAGCUGCUCCUUCCAGACGGCGUAUCAGAGCCCAGCGAGGCCAUCAGGGAAUCCCUGCCUCUCUGUCCCAUUCAACGGGAAACAUUUCCUCCUUGGGUGACCAGUCAGACUCUACAUACACUUCAGCCUCUGCACAUGGGGGGCGCUUACGCUCACGCAGCCUUCCACGAGAGGGUGGCCGUCUAAUAGACAGCGAUGAUGAUGACGAUGAUGACAAUUACGAUGACGAUGAUGAUGAUGAAGAACUGUCACCUUAUGAAGCAGAAGACUUUAUUCCAUCUGGGCCUAGCCCAAGAAUGAAGAUGAUGUUGAUGAAAGAGGAAGAAGAGAGCACUGAUGAUCAGGCGGCUCCUGAGCCGCUGCAGAUUGGAAGCCUAAAACGGUUGCAGCGAUCGGGUGACAGAGACAGAGGGUGUGGGGGAGGAGGGAGCCCAGAGCACGGCUGGAUGGAGAGGGGCCGUUCUCGCCUGCCCCGGAAAGCUGACAUGGGUAGCUGUGAAAUCUCCUCCAGUUCUGAUACUUUCAGCAGUCCCAUUCACUCUGUGUCCACUACAGGAGUUUUAGGCAGCCAUGUGGACCACAAGGAAGACCAUCAGUCAUCCAGUGGUAACUGGAGUGGUUCCAGCUCCACAUGUCCAUCACAAACAUCUGAGACUAUCCCCCCACCUUCCUCUCCACCCCUGACAGGGUCAUCCCACUGUGAUUCUGAGUUAUCACUGAACACCGUGCCCAAUGCCAUUGAUGAGGGUUUCUCACUUGAUCCCUCGUACCACACUGACCUCAGACCCCAGGGCCAGGGCCACAGAUCCAGCUCGUUUACAUCCUCGGCCACAGACCAGCUUGAUGAUGCAGGGGUCAGUACAGCCAGUGAGGGGGAGUGGACAUAUCCUGCAGAGCAAGACCAGGUUGACCCGGACCAAGACUCUGAUCAGACUCACAUCUUGACUCCAAGCCACAGGAUAGUUCAGGAGUAUAGUUUGAAACAACAUCUGGACAAUGAAAAUUCUUUUAACGACAAAGCAAACAGUAUGGAAAAAGAGCCUGGAUCUCAAUACCCAUCUGAUCCACAGUGCUUCUACUCAUCCACUGUCAAUUUUGGAGAAAGUGAUCAGAGCUUCAGAGGAUACAUGUAUAACUAUGCAGACCCAGGGACUGAUUGUGGUCAGUCCAACAUAAUUGCAGCACCUUUGUCCCAUGGAGUUUACCCCCAGCCGACACCUGAGUUCAGAGCAGGCACUAUGACUUUAGGGAGGACUUUUCGUCCACUCAGGAAACUGAAGGUCAAACCUCCACCACCCAAGCGAACUUCCUCGUUGAGGGAAAGCAGUAGUAGGGUUGAUAUUGGAACAGACACGCAAGCAGAUCAGAAUCUACCAAAGAUGGUAUGUGAACAAGAACUUAAUCUGUCUUCCACAGACAUGAAGCUGGAAUUGGAGCUGGAGCUUGGAGGCGUCCCAGAGCCAUUACAGUCAUCAUGUUUAGUGGCAGAGCCAAUGGGAACAUGGGGCAUGGGACUGAGCCAAACCAUGGACCUUGUAGAACCAAUGUCCUUCAGUUCUGCAGAUACACACUCAUUUAAAGAUGAUGGUGCAGUGCAGUCUGACUAUGCAGACCUGUGGCUUCACAACAGUGAGCUGAAAUCCAGUAAUGGUGAGCAUACAUCAAUGUCCAACUCCAGUACAGCUACUGGAACUACUGUCAUGGAUUGUAUGAAGUCUCCAGAUAGCUCGUCCUCUUCAACAGACACACAGAUCCAGCCAAUUGCCCAGCCUACAGAGACCAAGGCAACUAGUCCAACCAUUCAACCUGGAGACUUCAAACUUGGAUCACCUGAGAAAUUAGCUGGUCUUGCCUCACCAUCAAGUGGCUAUUCCAGCCAAUCUGAGACCCCUACGUCAACUUUGCCCUCCUCUUCAGCAGCCUUCUUCCCAGGUCCACUGUCUCCCUCAACUGGUAAGCGAAAGCCCAAAGUGCCAGAAAGGAAGUCUUCGCUCUCUUCCUUACAACACUUCCCUAGAGAUGUAGCUGCCAUUUCAUCUUGCUAUAAGAGAGACCCAGACUUUCCACCACCACCGUCUCAACUUGACCUCAAUGUUCUCCAUGGUAGCUAUGUCAGACACACAUUAUCUCAUCGGACUCAUCACGUGCACACACUUCAUCAUAGCAAACACAGAGCGAAUGCUUUAACCACUGCAACAAAGACGUUGACUCCAGACACAGCAAAUAGCAACCUACUGCCAAGUUCAAGUUUUGUCACAGAAAUACCCAGCUCAAAUCUUUUGGCACCACCUGCUCCUCGUUCAGUGGAGCAUCAUUUGAGUAACCAGUCUAAAGAUCAACAGAAUACUUCAUCAAUUCGACAAGAAACAGCACUAGAGACUGUGACAAGACCCAAAUGUCCUCCCAUUGGUUCCACUUUGGCUCCUCCACCUGUUAACACAAGGCCUCUCCCACCGCGCAGACCACCUCCUAGACCCCCAUGCCAUUAUCACACUUCCUCUCCUGAACAUUCCCAACCCCCUCCACCUGGCCGCCACCCUGAUGGACCUCCUUCCUAUGAAAGCCUGCUUCUUAGACAAGACCGCUAUGGACCUGGAACAUUCUGGGCUAUGACAGCCUUCAGGACUCGGAUAGAUCCCCCAUCAGAUCUCUCUGAGGACAGCUCACCUCUACAUAGACCAGUACCACGUGCUCCUCACCCUUCACCAGUGGAUCUACACACUCAUAUCCACGCUCACACAGAGUUUAGGGGGCUUAACCAUUCAUCAAAUGCACACUCUGAGUUUAGGAUAUUAGGGGAGCGCUCAUUCUCACAAGAUGAGGAUGAAGAUGAAGAAGAAGAUGAGGAAGAAGAGGAACAAGUAAAAGAACCACCAAGAGCUUCAUGCUCUAGAGUGAGCAUGCGAUCUGAUCAUCCUCCACCUCCAGCAUAUGAAUUUGCUGGGGGCUCUCACUCAGACUCAGGGCCAUGGGCUAGUCCAGUCAAAGUGCCUGAUAACACAAUAGAGACAUUGCAUCCUAACAUAAUCUGCAAUGCAAAGAGAAAAGGACAUGAGCUGCAGGACAUGGAGGAGCAAAUGAUAUCAGGUGCAACCAGAAGUGCCCAUCAGCAACAUCCACUGGAGAGUAAAGAUGACUCUACCACCCCUGACACAGAGGACUACUUCAGUAAAGAUUCCACACCCAGUGAUAAUUCACUCUCCCCUCUGAUGGAUGACAAAGUGGAUGACGACAUCAUCAUUACAUCACCCAAUAAGAGCCGAACAACUGAGGAUCUGUUUGCCAUGAUACACAGAUCCAAGAGAAAGGUGCUUGGUCGUAAAGAUUCAGGAGACCUGAAUGUGAAAUCUCGUCUUUGCCCUACGGCGCCGGUGAACCCCAGCAAUGUCUGCACUGGCAUUAUUCCUCCAGCCCCUCCGCUCAACUUUCAGGCUAACAUAGCCAAUGCUGUUGGGUCACAACGAGCCCCCGUGCCAAUCUAUCGCAGUGCUAAGAAAUCCAGUACAUCCAAUGAGGAGUUCAAACUUCUUUUGCUGAAGAAAGGGAGCAGGUCUGAUUCUAGCUACCGCAUGUCUGCUAUAGAGAUCCUGAAGAGUCCUAUUACCCCUAAAACACCAGGGGAGUCCUUCCAGGAAGGGCCCAUCAAGCACGCUGAGGACUCAUCCUCUACUUUCCCAGAUCCUCCCAUGUCUGGCCUGGAUCCAAUUCAGAUACCGGGUCUUUUUCCUAGGGCCAACUCUGAGAGUUUCACCCCGAAAACCUUGUCUAUGUCAGCUGCAUCUCGACAAGGUCGUUCUCGGAUUCCCCCGGUUGCCAACAGCAGUCGCUACAGCACACGCAGUCGCCUAUACACAGCCCCGAUGCAAGCCAUUUCUGAGGGGGAGACGGAAAACUCAGAUGGGAGUCCCCAUGAUGACAGAUCGUCUUAAAUCAACCUAACAGAUACUGUCAGUUCCAAGACUAUAGUUGUAAUCACUUUGAUAAUCUGAUGAUGGAGUCCUGUAUGCUAAUACUUGCAAAAUACAGAAUUGGGUUGUUCCUGAAAUGUACUGAGAUGUACUAAUCUAAAGGCAGACUGUUCACUGCUACUGAAUUAUAGAAGGAUGAAGAGGGGACACGUUGACAAAGUACCUUGGUAUUGUACUGUAAUAGAAAGGUUGUUCCACCUUAAAUGAAAAUCUGUUCUUAUGUGAUUAAGAAAAAAAUUCCCAAAAGUGUUGAAAAUUCUAACAACAAAAAAAAGAUGCGUCUGUUACUGACAAAGUGAGUUUGCAUGAGCGAGCAUAGACAACUGAUAUUUUUACUUGUAAAAUGAAUGGUGUGAAAGAACGGGUGUUACUUGGGGACUGCUUUCCUACUUAAAUUAACAAAUUUUUAUGACAUGUAAUAUUCUUUUAACUUGUGAUGCCAGGAUUUUCCUGGCCAGACCUUCCAGAGUUUAUACUUAGUAUUCUCGCCAACAAGCCAGGUCUGUGUCACUGCGGAAACUACUAACAACUCAGCAUAAACUUUAUAUCUAUUGUAUUUCAUCUGAAGACAUGGCUUAGAGCGUGUAUUAACGGAAGCCCACAAAAAAAUGGUACAAAAAAAAACGUGAUGCAUGUAUUUUUGUGAAAUUGCGCCUCAGAACAUGAUGAGAAUCCUUCACCAUGUUGCAUGCCCUGUGUGGAAGUAUGCCCCUGGAACCUGGUUUCUAUCAACAUUUUUGUGGUUCUUUAGUAUACCCGUAUAAUUUAGUUUUCCAUUGCAUUGCCAGAGAUCUUAUUUAUUUGAGUGUCUAACGAGAAGGAGCAAGGGCUUUCACCUUUUUGUCUAAAGUACAGGUUCAUUUUGGACAAUCGCACAGUGGCCUUUAUCCGACGAAGGUGGUUGAAGGCAAGGCACCUGCACACUGACAUGGAGCUGUGCCAUGUUCCACCAAAAUUCAAACGCAAAUCUACUCAAACCCAACAUUAAAAUCUAUUGCUUAGACUUCAUAAAGCUUUUAUCAUCUGCUAACUGUUGUUGCUAUGCUUUCUUGAAAAGCUAGUGGCACACUUGAUAGCAGAUUUAAAAAUACCAUAGAGUGCAAACGGUAAAAAUGCUUUAGAAGGUCUUCAAUCGGUUUAACUAGAGGUUUCCCAAAAAUUAACCUCAUUUUUUUUGCACUUAGUAAUUCUUUGAGAAUAUUCUGUAAUUAGAAUAUAUUUCCUAUAACAAAAAUGCAUACAUAUAUUUGUACUAAAUAUUAGAAAAAAAAGACAAAUCUAUAUAAAAAUGAAAUGCAGAAAUUUUAUGGGGAAUCAAAAAGUGUAGCAAAACUGAACAGGUCUAACACGGAUUUCUUAGCAGUGUGCUGUUCUCUCCAUGUUGCCUCUCCUUCAUUUGCACAGACCCAGUAGCAUCAGACAGGUGAAAGCUCAGUGAAGUGGCUUCUGAACAUCUCCUCCAAGAAACCAAAUGAAUCCAAAAUGGAUGACAAAAUGAAAGCCCCAACGAAAACCCCAUAGUACAUGUUGAUGAACAUAGUAUUUAAUGAAAUUUGAUUCCACCCAACAUAGGGAUUGAAGUAAUCUAGUGAUGUUUGAUGGAUGUCGCACAGAAAUUAUUAACAAUCUACAGAAGAAACUUAUGAGUGGAAGGCUUGAGCAGCCACCUGCCUAUCAUAGCAAACCAUAACACAUGCGCUUCUUCGUGUUUGAGACUGUAAGUCAAAUAAAACCAUUCAAUGUAUUCUACGAAUACCUCAGCAAGCAUAUUACUGUUUUAUUGUAAAAGAUAGAUAGAUAGAUAAAUAGAUAGAUAGAUAGAUAGACACAACAGUUUGAUACUCAGCGAAUCUCAAUUGCAGAACUGACACUGUGUAAGAUGGAGAGCGUAAAAAGCUGUGAACUGACUAGAAUUUUACAUUCAUCAUGUUUCUGAAACACGCACUCGUUCCUGUCUGUUGUUUUAUUUGUUGUGUUUUCUAUCGCAUGCAAUAAUUAAAGAGUUAAAAAAAGAAAAAGUAAAGAAGAAAACCACCAAAAUCAUUAUUUUUAUCUGCAGGAUGUAUCCACGAAAAAAGGGUUUCGUAUUUUCGUUCAAAUGUCGAGUUCAAUAGUGUGUUCUAUAGAUGUAAAAACUGUCUGGCUAAUUCUGUUCUGUAUAGUUGUGAUCACAAACAGGGGUUUAUCUUGUACUGUAUAUCUACUCACUGGACAAUCAUACGUAGAAGAGACUGUAAAGAAAAUUCUAUUGAAGCGGUGAGGAGGGAGAAUCGGAACAUUUUGGUGCUGGACCAUCCUAGUCAUGCUUUGGAAAUAAGAGAAACGUUUUCUACGAAAAACUGCUGGUUGCAUUACCUGUGCAUAUCCGGACAAGCCGCCUUGGACAAAAUGUAUAAAUAUAAAAAAAA